AUGACUUGAUUUGUUGUGGAAUUGAUUACUCUUCACCUAAUCCUCCCAUUCCAUGGCUACGAACUUUCUGUUGCUGUCGAAAUUCUCUGUCCUGGGUGUUCUCCUUGCUCUGGCUACAACCCAUCCCACCUCAUGCUCAUGUCACUACACUUCGAUCUUCAGCUUCGGCGAUUCGCUCAUCGACACCGGAAAUCUACUCCGUUUACAACACAAUAAUGCAUCGUUCGAGUGCUGGUUCCCUUACGGAAUUACUUACUUCCAUCAUCCCACUGGGAGAUGCUCCGACGGCCGCCUGAUCAUUGAUUUCAUCGCUGAGUAUCUAGGACUCCCGUUCGUACCUCCAUAUCUGUCAAGAGGGAGCGGUGGCCAAGAUUUCCGGCAUGGAGUGAAUUUUGCGGUGGGAGGAGCUACAGCCUUGGACUAUAACUUCAAUGAACAUGGGGGAACCCACGAUUCCCGUAUCAACAACUCUCUGGCAAUCCAGCUCAGAUGGUUCAAAGAGCUCUUGCCUUCUCUUUGUGAUUCAGAUUCAAAGUGCAGAGAUUUGUUCAGUAGAUCUCUGUUUAUUGUGGGAGAGAUCGGGGGAAAUGACUAUAGCCUUGCUUUGAACCGGGGAAGAAGCUUGGAGGAGAUCAAAUCCCUUGUUCCAAGAGUCAUCAACAACAUCUCGUCUGCAAUCCAGAUGUUUAUCCAAGAAAAUGGAGCAGUUACGCUCCUGGUUCCUGGACACCUCCCAUACGGUUGUUUCCCGGUAUUUCUGACGGAUUUCAAAAGCCCGAAUGAGGAGGACUACGAAUCUGAAACGGGGUGCCUGAGAUGGUUGAACCAACUUUCAGAAUUCAACAACCAUUUGCUACAAGAAGAGAUCCAUAGGCUGCGACACCUACAUCCCCAUGUCACCAUCAUCUACGCAGAUCUCUACAAUGCUGUCAAGGCCAUUUUCCGCUCUCCUGACAAAUUUGGAUUUCGAAAAGGAGCUCUUCUUCUGACUUGUUGUGGAGGUGAAGGUCCAUAUAACUACAACAAGUCAGUCCACUGUGGGGUUCGGGGUGCCAAAGUUUGCCAAGACCCAUCACAGUAUGGUAGUUGGGAUGGCACCCAUAUGACAGAAGCGGUCUAUAGGGUCAUUGCCACCGGUUUAAUGGAAGGACCAUAUGCCAUCCCUCCCUUUAACCUAUCCCAUCUAUUACCACUACUGCAGAAUGCUGCUCAUGUUUCCUAUUAAUUUUCACGAAUAUUUGAUUGAUGAUCUUGUUUCCUUGUCAUUAUUAGCAAAAGUUAAGAGUUAAAACCCAUAUUUAAUUUGUAGACUUGUAGCACAUCGACCAUGGUCAAGUAACAAAAUACCAGUAACAGUGUUUUUUUGUCUUUUUUUGAAACCCAUAUUUAUAGCUAUUACUUUUUUGUUCCUUA
This is a messenger RNA of Nelumbo nucifera (sacred lotus), 1413 nucleotides long. Its product is annotated as GDSL esterase/lipase At1g28570-like. Gene Ontology annotation, molecular function: hydrolase activity, acting on ester bonds. The record is from RefSeq and is a predicted model, not a curated record. Lineage: Eukaryota; Viridiplantae; Streptophyta; Magnoliopsida; Proteales; Nelumbonaceae.